Molecule: messenger RNA, 5688 nt
Organism: Chrysochloris asiatica (Cape golden mole)
Lineage: Eukaryota; Metazoa; Chordata; Mammalia; Afrosoricida; Chrysochloridae
Gene: ATG2A
Product: autophagy related 2A
Exons: 41
Coding region: 1-5688 (1895 amino acids)
Biological process (GO): reticulophagy; autophagosome assembly; piecemeal microautophagy of the nucleus
Cellular component (GO): extrinsic component of membrane; phagophore assembly site
Molecular function (GO): phosphatidylinositol-3-phosphate binding
Source: RefSeq, a predicted model, not a curated record
AUGUCACGAUGGGAGUGGACGAACAAUAUCAAACAGCGGAUCUGCCGCUACCUGCUGCAUCAGUACUUGGGUCACUAUUUCCAGGAGACCCUCAGUCUGGAUCAGCUGAGCAUCGAUCUGGUUAAGGGCUGCGUGCAGCUGCGGAACAUCCACCUGGAUGCCUGGUUUGUGAACAAGAAGCUGGAGCCAUUGGAGUUACCGUUGGAGGUGGUGGAAGGUUUUGCAAGCUCCAUCGAAGUGUCGGUGCCCUGGUCCAACCUGCUCACUGACCACUCCACCAUAUGUGUGUCUGGCCUGCAGCUCGUCCUACAGCCCAAGCAGAGCCCAGCCCCAGGGACAGCCGACUCACAGAACUUUAUGUCUGGCAUGAGCACAAGCCAACAGCUGGCCCAGGAGUGCCUGCAGGAUGAACCAGCCCAGCCCCUGGAUGGGCUGGAGGUGUUCAUCCAGACCCUGGACUCUGUUCUGCAGAGGAUCAAGGUGGUCAUCGUGGACAGCAUUGUACGGGUGGAGCAUGGGGAUCUGGAGCGUGGUGUAGCACUGGAAAUCCACACGCAGAGGAUGGAGUACUGUGACGAGACGGAGUGGGACCCCAACCAGGCACCUCCAGGGGAAGUGCACCAGCCCCCCACCUUCCUUCACAAGUUGCUGCUGCUGACAGGGGUCCGCCUACACCUGGAGGAGCUCCCCCAACAGGAAGCAUCCCCACAGCCCCUUUUGCAAAUUGGCACCUGCUCAGGGUACAUAGAGCUGACAGUGAAGUUGAAGCAGAAUGAGGCCUUUCCAGGCCCCAAGCUGGAGGUAGCCGGACAGCUGAGCUCCCUACACCUACUCCUGUCCCCACAGCAGCUAUAUCAACUCCUAGAUCUGUUAGCCUCCAUCAAUCUCGAAGACCCCAAGAGCCUAGUUGACAAGCUGAACAAGAGCCGCCCACUGGGUGUUGAGGACCUGUGGCUGAUCGAGCAGGACCUAAACCAGCAGCUACAUGCAGGGGCUGGGGCCGAGCCCCCCAGCCCAGAUCCCCUUGGCAGCACAGACAGCACAGACCUCUUCUUCUCCAUGGCGGGUCUGACGAGCAGCGUGACCUCUGUCCUCUCUGAGCUGUCUGACGUGGAUCUGAGCUCCUCUCUGCACAGUAACGCAGCCCCCCGCCGCCUCUCACAGACCCACCUAGCUGGCAAGGCGCCUCCCACGCCCCUCACUGACACUCUGCGUCCUGACUCGCUGGUGAAGAUGACCCUAGGGGCCAUGACACUGACCUUGCUGCAGACGUCUGCCCCGGAUGCCAGCCCACCAGACCUCAUCACCCGUUUUUUUGCCGAGUUUGCUGCCACCAAGGAUGGGUCCUUUGGCGCCCGCGACUUCCAUCUCCUCCGGCCACGCUUCCAGAAGGCCUGUCCCUGUAGCCAUGUUAGGUUCACCAGCACGGCAAUGCAGGUGACCUGGGAGCUUCGGACAGGCGCCAAGAGCCAUCGGACCACCAACAUGGAAGUGUGCUUUGGGCAGCUCGAGGUGCUAGAGAGCCUGUGGCCCAGGGGCGCCUCGGAGCCUGAGUACACAGAGGUCCUGAGCUUCCCCUGCAGCCUGGGUUCCCAGGCCUCCUCUCAGCCCUGUGCCCGCCUACGUCACACACAGACCCUGCGCCGGAUAUCCAAGAGCCGAUCCCGGCGACAGGCCGCCUGCCACUGCCGCUCAGAGUUGGCCCUGGAACUGGCUGACUUCCAGGCAGACCUAGAGCUUGGGGCCCUGGACCGGCUCACUGCCCUACUCCGCCUGGCCACCAUGCCCCACGAGCCAUCCCCCAAACCGCCCACCGGCCUGAUGACAGAGUCCCCACCCACAGCUGAGCAACAGACGGUGGUAUGGCUCUCCGCACCAAAGGCCACACUGCGACUGCGCUUCCCAAUCGCUGACUUGCGUCCGCAGCGGGACCCCUGGGCUGGACAGGCCGUUCGGGCAGAGCAAUUGCGGCUGGAGCUGAGUGAGCCCCAGUUCCGGACAGAGCUGAGCAGUGGACCUGGCCCUCCUGUCCCCAUCCGCCUGGAGCUCACCUGUUCUGACCUGCAUGGCACCUACGAAGAUGGAGAGAAGCCACCUGUUCCCUGCCUGCGAGUCUCCAAAAUCCUGAACAACAGAGGCCUCCACAAGUACUUCCUGCCACAGGUCGUGGUGACGCUGAACCCAAAGCAUAGCAACAUGCCAUGGGAGGCGGGGCUGGACAAGGAGGAGCUGGAGGUCUCGUCGUCCGAGAACCCGUGUGAGUUGCAGGAGCCGGAGCCCUCACCCUUCUCCUCCAAGAGGACCAUGUAUGAGACCGAGGAGAUGGUGAUUCCUGGAGACCCUGAGGAGAUGAGGAAUUUCCAGAGCCAGACCCUGGCGCUGUCUAAUUGCAGCCUGGAAGUGAUCCUGCCUAGCGCUCACAUCUUUUUGCCCAGCAAGGAGGUCUAUGAGAGUAUCUACAACAGGAUCAACAACGACCUGCUCAUGUGGGAACCCGCCGACCUGCUCCCCACGCCCGGCCCCACUGCCUGCCCCCCUGGCUUCCCCGGCCCCUUCAGGAUGUGCAAAUCAGCCUUCAAGCUGGACUCCGACUCAGAAGACGAAGAUGCCCACUUCUUCUCAGUGGGAGUACCAGGCGCCUCCCACACCCCUACUCCCAAACCCCCAAGGCCACAGUCCCAGAGCACCUUCUCCACUCUGGUGACGGUGCUAAAGGGCCGGGUGACUGCUCUCUGUGACAGCAAGGAUGAGUGUGGGCAGCGGCUGGAGGCCGUGCACGGGGAGUUGGUACUCGACGUGGAGCAGAGCACCCUCUUCAGUGUGCCCCAGUACCGCGGCCAGCCGGGACUUGGCUACUUCUGCCUGGAAGCCGCAACAGCCAAGCUCUAUCACCGAGCGGUUGUGGAUGACUACAUACUGCCGAGCCGCCUAGAGCUGCCUACCUUCACGUGUCCGUCCCAGCUGGCCCCAACCAUCUACCCCUCGGAGGAAGGGGUGGCUGAACAGGGUGCCUCGGACCGCAAGGGACAGGGACCUCACAUGCUGACCACUGUGGUGCGCAUCCACCUGGAUCCCCACAAGAAUGUCAAGGAGUUCCUGGUGACCGUGCGAUUACACAAAGCCACCUUGCGUCACUGCAUGGCCCUCCCUGAGCAGAGCUGGCAUGCCCAGCUGUUAGAGUUCCUAGACGUGCUCGAUGAGCCCGUGCUGGGUUACCUGCCCCCGACGGUCAUCACGGUCUUGCACACACACCUGCUCUCCUGUGCUGUGGACUACAGGCCGCUCUACCUCCCCGUGCGCGUCCUGAUCACCGCUGAGACCUUCACUCUCUCUAGCAACAUCAUUAUGGACACGUCUACCUUCCUGCUCAGGUUUAUCCUUGAUGACUCUGCCUUGUACCUGUCCGACAAGUGUGAGGUGGAGACCCUGGAUCUACGGCGAGAUUAUGUCUGCGUCUUGGAUGUUGACCUCCUGGAGCUUGUCAUCAAAACUUGGAAGGGUAGCACCGAGGACAAACUGAGCCAGCCGCUGUUUGAGCUGCGCUGCUCCAACAACGUGGUUCACAUGCACAGCUGUGCCGACUCCUGUGCCUUGCUGGUCAACCUGCUGCAGUACGUAAUGAGCGCAGGUGACCUGCAUCCCCCACCCCGGCCCCCCAGCCCCACGGAGAUCGCCGGCCAGAAGCUCUCUGAGAGCCCGGCCUCUCUGCCUUCCUGCCCUCCGCCUCUGGAGGCUGCUCUCAUCAACCAGCGAGACCUGACCGAUGCCCUCAUGGACUCAGGACGUAGCCUACAGGAGCUAGCCCAGCCAUCAGGUGGCCCAAUCUACCAGGUGUCGCCCGUGUCCCUUUACCUGUUCCCAGGUGAGCGGAGCAGUGCCCAGCAUCCUCCUCCACCUGCUGGGACCCCCGCUGACAGCAUCAGGUCAGAAGACCGGGAAGAGGACCGGGAAGAGGACCAGGAAGAGGAGACGGAAGGAGAUACUCUGGACAGUGAUGAGUUCUGCAUCCUGGACGCUCCCGGCCUGGGCAUCCCGCCCCGAGACGGGGAGCCCGUGGUGACGCAGCUGCUCCCAGGCCCCAUUGUGGUGCAGGAUGGGUACUUCUCCCGGCCAUUGGGAAACACAGACCUGCUGCGGGCACCCGCUCACUUCCCUGUGCCUAACAGCCGUGUGGUUCUGCGUGAGGUCUCUCUGGUCUGGCAUCUCUAUGGCGGCCGAGACUUUGGCCCCCACCCUAGCCACAGGGCAAAACUCUCAGGUCCCAGGAGCUCCCCCUCCCGCUGCUCCGGGCACAAUCGGCCCCAGAACUCAUGGCGCAAACAGGGGGGCAGUGGGCGGCAGCACCAUGUGCUCAUGGAGAUCCAGCUCAGCAAGGUGAGCUUCCAGCAUGAGGUGUACCCAGUGAAGCAGCCGGGUGUGCACCUGGCCCAUGGCAUGGAGUGGGAGGACCAGCCCGUGUCGCGCCAAGUGUUCAUUGUGCAGGAGCUCGAGGUGCGAGACCGCCUGGCCUCCUCCCAGAUCAACAAGUUCCUGUACCUACACACGAGCGAGCGCAUGCCUCGACGCGCCCACGCCAACAUGCUCACCAUCAAAGCGCUACACUUGGCCUCCUCAAACGUCAUGGGCCCCGAGUGUUGCCUCCGAGUCUCCCUGAUGCCCCUGAGGCUGAACGUGGACCAGGACGCCCUCUUCUUCCUCAAAGACUUCUUCACCAGCCUAGUGGCUGGCAUCAACCCCAUGAUCCCAGCAGAGACUUCUUCAGCCGAGGCUCACUCCCAGGCCGACUGGCCCAGUAGCCCCUGGGAGGCGACUGACAUGCAGGAGACAGACAGUGGCCAUGGGGAGCAGCAGUCCAUCUACUUCAGGGAAUUCCGCUUCACUUCCGAGGUGCCCAUCUGGUUGGAUUACCACGGCAAACACGUCACCAUGGAUCAGGUGGGCACGUUUGCUGGCCUCCUCAUCGGCCUGGCCCAGCUCAACUGCUCUGAGCUGAAACUGAAACGGCUCUGCUGCCGACAUGGGCUCCUGGGCGUGGAGAAGGUCAUAGGUUAUGCCUUCAAUGAAUGGCUACAGGAUAUCCGAAAGAACCAGCUGCCCGGCCUGCUGGGGGGCGUGGGCCCCAUGCACUCGGUGCUCCAGCUCUUCCAAGGCUUCCGGGACCUGCUGUGGCUCCCCAUCGAGCAGUACCGAAAGGACGGGCGCCUCAUUCGGGGGCUGCAGAGAGGGGCUGCCUCCUUCGGCUCAUCCACUGCCUCCGCCGCCCUAGAACUCAGCAACCGCUUGGUGCAGGCCAUCCAGGCUACAGCUGAGACAGUGUAUGACAUCCUGUCCCCCACGGCACCCAUCUCACGAUCCCUGCAGGACAAGCGUUCUACACGCAGGACACGCAAGGGCCAGCAGCCCGCCGACCUCCGGGAGGGCGUGGCCAAGGCCUAUGACACGGUUCGAGAGGGCAUUCUGGACACGGCUCAGACCAUCUGCGAUGUGGCAUCACGGGGCCACGAACAGAAGGGGCUGACCGGUGCUGUAGGGGGUGUAAUUCGUCAGCUGCCCCCCACGGUGGUGAAACCCCUCAUCCUGGCCACAGAGGCCACAUCCAAUCUGCUCGGGGGCAUGCGAAACCAGAUCCUCCCCGAUGCUCACAAGGACCAUGCCCUCAAGUGGCGCUCCGAGGAGACCCAGGACUGA